AUGUGCAUAUGCAUUCUUCUUGGCGUUCUCACAAACGGGCAGCCCCCUCUGUCUGAGGGGGUAACGGCAAGGUGCAGUGAGAAUGCAGUGCAUGUAGAGGUGAGGAAAGAUCUGCUUGGAACUGAUGUAACCCUCAACACUGCUGCUCUCACACUGGGAGGCUGUGCUGCCAAAGGGGUGGAUGUUUCUUCCCAGUUCCUCAUCUAUGAAUCAGCACUGCAUGACUGCAACAGCAAGCUGAUUAUGACUGCAAAUGAGUUGGUCUAUAUCUUCACCCUUGGUAUGGCUCCAGGCCUAAGUGGCUCUCCACUUCUGAGAAGUGCUGGUGCUCAGGUUCUCAUUGAGUGUCACUAUCCAAGACUCCACAAUGUGAGUAGCAGUGGGCUCAUGCCUGCUUGGAUCCCACAUGCUUCUGCCCAAGCUGCUGAGGAGCUUCUUGUCUUUUCCUUGAGGCUCAUGAUGGAUGACUGGCUAUUCCAAAGGCCAUCCAACCAGUACUAUCUGGGUGAGCUUAUAAAUAUCGAGGCUUUGGUACUGCAGUUCCACCAUGUGCCCCUGCGUGUCCUUGUAGACAGCUGUGUGGCCACUCCUGUCCCUGACAUGAAUGCUGUCCCAAGAUAUUAUUUUAUUGAAAACCAUGGGUGCCUAAUUGAUGCCAAGCUUACACGUUCUGGUUCCCGUUUCAUGCCCUACACUCAAGCAGCUAAGCUGAGGUUUCAGCUGGACGCUUUCAGAUUUCAGCAAGGGAACAGUAGCUUGGUCUACAUUGCCUGCACCUUGAAGGCAACAGCAGCCUCUGCCCCUGCUGAGCACAAGGCUUGUUCUUGGACAACAGGUAUAUGGUCAGCACCACAUGCAGCAGUCCGGGUGUGCAGCUGUUGCAGCAGUAGCUGUGGAAGCAUGAGGAAGGGAUGUGAUCUGUCAUCAGAACAAGGCUUGCAGCUGGAAAAGGAAGUAAGCCUUGGCCCAAUUGUGGUUCUGGAAAAGGCUCUUUAG
Neoarius graeffei (lesser salmon catfish) is the source of this 996-nucleotide messenger RNA. RefSeq names its product zona pellucida sperm-binding protein 3-like. Gene Ontology annotation, molecular function: acrosin binding. Gene Ontology annotation, biological process: positive regulation of acrosome reaction; egg coat formation; binding of sperm to zona pellucida. The coding region runs from base 1 to 996 and encodes 331 amino acids. Gene Ontology annotation, cellular component: extracellular matrix. The transcript is spliced from 10 exons. Lineage: Eukaryota; Metazoa; Chordata; Actinopteri; Siluriformes; Ariidae. The record is from RefSeq and is a predicted model, not a curated record.